AUGGCUGACAAAAAGCCCAAGGAAGGAGUCAAGACUGAGAACAAUUAUUAUAUUAAUUUGAAAGUGGUGGGGCAGGAUGGUUCUGUGGUGCAGUUUAAGAUUAAGAGGCAUACACCACUUAGCAAACUAAUGAAAGCCUACAUACCUGCACAGUUGGAAAUGGAGGAUGAAGAUACAACUGAUGUGUUCCAACAGCAGACGGGAGGUGUCUACUGAAAAGAGAAGCUGCUUCUUUACUUCAGAACUCUGUUCUUUAAAGACCAAGAUUACAUUCUCAAUUAGAAAACUGCAAUUUGGUUCCACCACAUCCUGGCUACUACAGUAUAGUUUUCUCUAUUCUUUCAUUUUCCCCUUCCCCAUUCCUUUAUUGUACAUAAAGUAACUGGUAUAUGUGUACAAGCAUAUUGCUUUUUUUCUUUUUAACAGCCAAUGGUAUGUUUUGAUUGACAUCAAGUGGAGACGGGAUGGGGAAAAAUACUGAUUCUGUGAAAGUACCCCCUUUCUCCAUUAGUGGCAUGCUCAUUCAGCUCUUAUCUUUAUAUUCCAGUAAAUUAUUUUGCUCUCACUGUUUUAA
Cebus imitator (Panamanian white-faced capuchin) is the source of this 574-nucleotide messenger RNA. Its product is annotated as small ubiquitin-related modifier 2-like. Gene Ontology annotation, cellular component: nucleus. The record is from RefSeq and is a predicted model, not a curated record. Gene Ontology annotation, biological process: protein sumoylation. The transcript has 2 exons. NCBI's taxonomy places the organism in Eukaryota, Metazoa, Chordata, Mammalia, Primates, Cebidae. Bases 1 to 216 code for a protein of 71 amino acids. Gene Ontology annotation, molecular function: ubiquitin-like protein ligase binding; protein tag activity.